Molecule: messenger RNA, 4088 nt
Organism: Anguilla anguilla (European eel)
Lineage: Eukaryota; Metazoa; Chordata; Actinopteri; Anguilliformes; Anguillidae
Product: gamma-aminobutyric acid receptor subunit rho-1-like
Exons: 10
Coding region: 1-1422 (473 amino acids)
Biological process (GO): regulation of membrane potential; signal transduction; nervous system process
Cellular component (GO): synapse; membrane; GABA-A receptor complex
Molecular function (GO): GABA-A receptor activity; extracellular ligand-gated monoatomic ion channel activity; neurotransmitter receptor activity
Source: RefSeq, a predicted model, not a curated record
AUGCAGACGGAUGUCUUGCUGUUGAUCUGUGUCUGUGUGCUAGGUGCUGCUGGAAGAUCGGUUCAUCACAGGGGGCAGAUGUUCGAAAAUUACAGCCAAACAAGAUCAAGAAGAGAAACACAAAGGGAGGGAGAGGGCGGUCACAAAUCCGGCAGCCCUAUCCUGAAAAGAAGUCCGGAUAUAACAAAGGCUUACAUGACGAAAUCCGAACAGCUGCUCAGAGUAGAUGAUCAUGACUUCACCAUGAGACCUGGGUUUGGAGGACCUGCCAUUCCAGUUGGCGUAGAUGUUCAGGUUGAAAGUCUUGACACAAUUUCUGAAGUUGACAUGGACUUCACCAUGACCCUGUACCUGCGACACUACUGGAAGGAUGAACGCCUGUCCUUUCCCAGCAACACAAACCAGAGCAUGACCUUCGAUGGGCGGUUGGUCAGGAAAAUCUGGGUGCCUGACAUGUUCUUUGUCCACUCCAAGAGGUCCUUCAUUCAUGACACCACCACAGACAAUGUCAUGCUUCGCGUUUUCCCUGAUGGCAAGGUUCUCUACAGCCUGAGGGUCACAGUGACUUCCAUGUGCAACAUGGACCUGAGCCGCUUCCCAUUGGACACACAGACCUGCUCCCUGGAGAUUGAGAGCUAUGCGUACACGGAGGACGACCUGAUGCUCUACUGGAAAAAAGGCAACGAAUCCCUGAAGACCGAUGAAAAGAUCUCACUCUCCCAGUUUCUCAUCCAGAAGUUCCACACUACCACGAAGCUGGCGUUCUACAGCAGCACAGGAUGGUACAAUCGGCUCUACAUCACCUUCACCCUGCGACGGCACAUCUUCUUCUUCCUGCUGCAGACCUACUUUCCCGCCACGCUGAUGGUCAUGCUGUCCUGGGUCUCCUUCUGGAUCGACCGCCGCGCGGUUCCUGCCAGGGUUCCUUUGGGUAUCACCACGGUGCUCACCAUGUCCACCAUCAUUACCGGGGUCAACGCUUCCAUGCCCAGGGUCUCCUACAUCAAAGCCGUGGACAUUUACCUCUGGGUCAGCUUCGUGUUCGUAUUUCUAUCAGUGAUAGAGUACGCCGCAGUCAACUACCUGACCACAGUGCAGGAGCGCAAGGAGAGGAAGCUGAGAGACAGGCUCCCUUGCACCUGCGGCAUGCCGCACCCCUCCGCCCUGAUGCACAGCAGCUACAGCGACGUGGACGUCAACACCACGGGGAACUACAGCAUGCCGGAGGAGAACGGCGACAAGCGCGAGAGGAUCCUGGUGCAGCUGGCGCUGGCCGACGAUCGGACGGGGGUGGUGGGGAAGAGCCCCCGGAGCUACGCCAGCGUGUGGAUCGACACGCACGCCAUAGACAAGUACUCUCGGGUCAUCUUCCCCGGUGCGUACACCCUCUUCAACAUCAUCUACUGGUCCAUCUACUCAUAACACAUCGCCUCGUUCGGCCCAAGAUGCUCCAGCAAACCAAGACCAUGUACUUGGGAUACAAGUUAAGAAUCUUGUUUUUUUUUAAACUCAGUCUUGAUAAUGCUACAUUUGUACCCUUGUGUAUGUUUGGAAGAGUUUUGCGCUGUAAAUUCUCGAAAUGAAAGGGAGGAAAUGGCAUUUUACAUGAAAGAUUUGAUUCAUUUGAUCUUUUUAUUAAUAGUAUUUGAUCGGUUUAACUUGGUGUGAAGCAGAUGGUGUAUUUCAGAGAUCAUGUGCUGGUAUUCAUGGGUAUGGAUAUGGGUAUGAAAUGCCGAAAUCUUGUGUAUAAUAGUUGUUUUAGUGAAUCUUUCUAUUAAUUUAUUGUUUUUAAUAUUACUUUUUUAUUUGGAUGAUAUAAUUGACUAUUAUAGUCAUAUCAUUUCAGCACCAUUUUACAUGAUGUUAACUUCAAAGAGAAAAAUAAUUCAUACUCAUAAUAAAAAAAACACAUUUUCAUCAAAAUCAGGCUCAAACAUUAAAACAUGACUUUUAUGUUGACGUUAAGAAUUAGACUUGCAUUUAUUUCAUGACACACUGUCAAUGAAUAUGGAACAUAGAAACAUAACAAGUCAGCAAAUCACAGUAUUCUUCUCUGCAUUGCAAAUAAUUUCGCUUGAACCUGAACACUUGAACAACUCUCAGCUUUGCACCAAGCCAUGGAGUAAAACAUGUGAGUUGAUGUGAUGAAUCAAGCAAAAUUUAACACGUAAACUAUGCAAGUCAAAUAUGUCACAUGUUUUAUUAUUUAAGAUGAUGUAUGCAAUGCUAGUCAUAUUUAUGUUCUGAAAGUUUAUUACUUGCUGACACUAAUUCAUCAGCACAGUUUUUUUUUACAAAUACCUCUCUAUAAUCCUAUUUUUUCUUCAAAAUUUUAUUUUUUCACAAACUUAAGAAAAAUAAUUCUGAAUAAGCUUGAAUAAGUGAAUAAGUGUUUAACUAAACACGACACAUCUUUUGAUCAAAACUGACUGACUGAGCUACUGUACUGUUUAAAGAAAGUUUUUUAAAACCAUUCAUUCAAUCAUUACACACCAGUCACCAAAUAAGCACAAGACACCUGUUUCAAAGUGGCUAUUUUCAUGGAUAAGACCAAAAAUCUAUUUGCGUAAUGGAAGCUCAAAACUAUUAUCUCAAAACUGGAUAUACUGGAAAUCUUUCAUUUAUUGUGCAUGGCAAAUUCAUGCAUUCAUAGUCAAUAUGCAUUCUGCUAGUCUGACAGAAUUCAGAUUUCCCAAAAACACAUUGCAUUUUUUGUUGGAAACGAUAAGCUCCCUUGAGGAUACUUAAGGAAUUACUGCCUUGUCUUUCUCCACAGUACAUUAUUGAAGAACCCUGUUAUGUUUAGCAGGCCUAAUUACUGUCUGUAUGGGGCCAUAUGAUGAGAUAAAUAUGUAAAUCAAGAAUAAUCUUACCUACACAUUUUUGUUUAUCAUUUUUUAAAAAUAUGCGUGGAGAUCAUGUGCCCAUUAUUGAAUACAUGUUACAUUAAGCCAUUUUUGAUACUUUUUUUAACAAGUCACUUUUUUAGUUUUUCUGUGCAAUAUAUACCAAGUAAAAACAUUUUAUUUUAACAGUUUGACAGUUUGUAUCAUGUUGUGGCUGUAUUAUAGAGACAUUCAUUCCAUAGAACAGUAGCGUUGUGCUUAGUUUCCUACUUUUCUAUACAACGUACUGUUAAAGACACCAGAGGAUAAAAACAGCAAAUAAAACCAGUAACUGGCAAGAACUAUUUGUAUGCAGUUUUCUUCACCUGGCAUUGGUAAAUGACAAAACUAACCAGCCUGAACACCGACAGGAAAAAAAGAGACUUUUUAUAGUUGAUUGCCCAAACACCAUCAUCUAGGAAAAAUGUGGGAAAAGCUACAAAAAUAUGUAAACAUAAUUAGAGUUAUAUGAGUCCUACUCUGAAAAAUAUGUUACUGGGAAAACCUCUCAAACAUGAGCUUAACUGAAAACAGGUUCUAAAACAUUCUUCAUGCAAAUCAGGGAAAUUCAGAUAAGUUAUGGUUUCAAGGGCAGCAUCCUGUGAGACUAACACAUUAGCACAGACCACCUGUAAAGACUUGGAAAAAUGAAAUCAAGCAAAAUGGUUUUUUUUUUGCAAUGCUUUAUUAAAAGAUAGCAUUCAAUUAAUAGUGUUAUCAUUCAACGGUAUAGCUUAAUGAAACAUUACAUUCUACCUGAACAGUUUUUACAUUGCCUGUACAAACACACAAGCGCUUAUACCCACUUGAGUGGUAGUACCAUGAGUUUCAACCAUCCAAUAAGUCCUACCAUCCUGUCAACAUUGUAUUUAUGACCUCGCUGGGUGCUGCUGAAACAUGGGGUGACUGUGAUAAUCUAUAUAUAUAUAUAUAUAUUUCUUUUUUUUUUUUUUUUAGCAGAUGCUAUUAUUCAGGGUGCUUAUAUUUUAUUGUGAAAUAUUGUACCCCCAUUACAGGCUUGCACAAAUGUUAGCAUAGCGGUUUUGCACCCCUCCAAAAGACUUACAGUACUGGCACAAAUUAUAGAAACAUUGCAUUUCUAAACAAGCUUGUUUGACGAUUAAUGCAAUAUUUGGCAACAAUUUCUCUUUUUGUCAUAAAUGUAAUAUGUAAUAUCAACAUAAAACAAAAGUGAAAAAAUAA